Cyprinodon variegatus (sheepshead minnow) is the source of this 3005-nucleotide messenger RNA. It is a transcript of the gene aclya, whose product is annotated as ATP citrate lyase. The transcript has 24 exons. Gene Ontology annotation, biological process: tricarboxylic acid cycle; acetyl-CoA biosynthetic process; fatty acid biosynthetic process. Lineage: Eukaryota; Metazoa; Chordata; Actinopteri; Cyprinodontiformes; Cyprinodontidae. Bases 144 to 3005 code for a protein of 953 amino acids. The record is from RefSeq and is a predicted model, not a curated record. Gene Ontology annotation, cellular component: cytosol. Gene Ontology annotation, molecular function: ATP citrate synthase activity.
AAGGAGGGGGGUGUCUGACAGCAAGCCUUUAUAUCAGGCAGCAGACUGGUUUUACAGGCUGGUUCUACAGGCUGCAGCGGAGCAGCAAACACAUCCACUUCUACAACUGCAAAGAAAACAAGGCCGGUAGAUCUUGAUCAGUGAUGUCGGCCAAAGCCAUUUCCGAGCAGACGGGGAAGGAGUUCCUCUACAAGUACAUCUGUACAUCAGCUCCAGUGCAGAAUAGGUUCCGCUACGCCAACGUGACAGCUGAAACUGACUUUCAGCGGCUGACGCAGGAGCAUCCAUGGCUGCUCACAGAGAGACUGGUGGUGAAGCCGGACCAGCUGAUUAAGAGGAGGGGGAAGCUGGGUCUGGUUGGCGUCAAUCUGGACCUGAAUGGGGUCAAAGAGUGGCUGAAGCCCCGCCUCAUGAAGGAAACGAUGGUGGGAAAAGCUAAAGGCAUACUUAAAAACUUCCUUAUUGAGCCAUUCGUCCCUCAUCAGCAGGAGGAAGAGUUCUACAUGUGCAUCUAUGCUUCUCGGGAGGGGGACUACGUGCUGUUUCACCAUGAGGGAGGGGUGGAUGUGGGAGAUGUGGACGCCAAGGCGCAGAAGCUUCUAAUUGGGGUUGAUGAAAAGAUCAGUGAAGACCAAGUGAAGAAAGAGCUGCUGACUAAGGCUCCCAAUGACAAGAAAGCGGUUCUUGCUAGUUUUAUUGUUGGACUCUUCCACUUUUAUGAGGACCUCUUCUUCACAUACCUGGAGAUCAACCCUCUUGUGGUGACUAAAGAUGGAGUGUAUGUGCUGGACAUGGCAGCGAAGAUUGAUGCAACUGCUGAUUACAUUUGCAAAUCCAAGUGGGGUGACGUGGAGUUCCCUCCCCCCUUCGGCAGGGAGGCUUACCCUGAGGAAGCGUACAUUGCUGAUCUGGAUGCAAAAAGCGGUGCCAGUCUCAAACUGACUCUGCUGAAUCCUCGUGGAAGAAUCUGGACCAUGGUGGCAGGAGGAGGUGCCUCAGUUGUGUACAGUGAUACAAUCUGUGACCUGGGGGGAGUGGACGAGCUGGCCAAUUACGGUGAGUAUUCAGGAGCACCCAGUGAACAGCAGACGUACGACUAUGCAAAGACCAUCCUGUCUCUGAUGACAAGAGAGAAGCACCCUAAUGGAAAGGUUUUGAUCAUUGGUGGAAGCAUUGCAAACUUCACAAACGUAGCGGCAACAUUUAAGGGAAUUGUUCGAGCUAUUAGAGACUAUCAGGCGCCACUGAAGGAGCAUGAGGUCACUAUUUUCGUUCGUCGUGGAGGCCCCAACUACCAGGAGGGUCUCAGGGUGAUGGGAGAAGUUGGGAAAACCACUGGGAUCCCAAUUCAUGUUUUUGGCACAGAAACCCACAUGACUGCUAUCGUUGGCAUGGCAUUGGGUCACCGCCCAAUUCCCAACCAGCCUCCUGUUGCUGCACACACAGCCAACUUCCUCCUCAAUUCCAGCAGCAGCACAUCGACUCCAUCCUCCAGGAGAAAGGUCCAUUCUGAAAACAAAGCUAAAGUUGAGGGCUCCCCUGCCAAGAAGGUGAAAACUGGAGCUCCUGUCGCCAAGGCCACUACUCUUUUCACCAAACACACAAAGGCUUUGGUGUGGGGUAUGCAGACUCGAGCGGUUCAGGGCAUGCUGGACUUUGACUAUGUCUGCUCCAGAGAUGAGCCAUCCGUCUCCGCUCUGAUCUACCCGUUCACUGGCGACCACAAACAGAAAUUCUACUGGGGCCAUAAAGAGAUCCUCAUCCCGGUGUAUAAAAACAUGAGUGAUGCUAUGAAGAAGCACCCGGAUGUGGAUGUUCUCAUUAGCUUUGCUUCUUUGCGCUCAGCCUUUGAAAGCACCAUGGAGACCAUGCAGUACCCUCAGAUUCGAACUAUUGCAAUUAUUGCCGAGGGAAUCCCGGAAGCACACACAAGGAAGAUCAUUAAAGCUGCAGAUGAGAAGGGGGUCACUGUCAUCGGCCCAGCUACAGUUGGAGGGAUAAAGCCGGGCUGCUUCAAGAUCGGCAACACUGGAGGCAUGCUGGACAAUAUCCUUGCCUCUAAGCUGUAUCGUCCAGGCAGCGUGGCCUAUGUGUCCCGCUCAGGCGGCAUGUCCAAUGAACUCAACAACAUCAUCUCCCGCACUACUGAUGGGGUUUAUGAGGGCGUGGCCAUUGGUGGGGACAGAUAUCCAGGCUCUGUGUUUACUGACCAUGUGCUGCGUUACCAAGUCACCCCAGGAGUUAAGAUGAUCGUUGUACUCGGGGAGAAGCCCAACCUGAUCUUGAAUGUGGAUGGUUUCAUUGGUGUGGCCUUUGUGGACUUGCUCAGAACUUGUGGAGGAUUUACGAGGGACUGUAUCGCCACCCCNCGCAAACCAGCUUCCUUUAUGACUAGUAUUUGUGAUGAAAGAGGCCAGGAGCUUCUCUAUGCUGGCAUGCCCAUCACUGAGGUCUUUAGGUCAGAAAUUGGCCUGGGAGGAACUCUGGGGCUGCUUUGGUUUCAGCGGAGACUCCCGAAGUACGCCUGCCAAUUUAUUGAGAUGUGCCUGAUGGUCACGGCGGAUCACGGCCCAGCUGUUUCUGGUGCACACAACACUAUUGUCUGUGCACGAGCUGGCAAAGAUUUAAUCUCCAGCCUCACCUCUGGCCUCUUCACCAUUGGGGACAGAUUUGGAGGAGCCCUGGACGCUGCUGCAAAGCAGUUCAGCCAUGCAUUUGAUAGCGGUAUGCUGCCCAUGGAGUUCGUCAACAAGAUGAAGAAGGAUGGAAAGCUGAUCAUGGGCAUUGGUCACAGAGUUAAGUCUAUAAACAAUCCUGACAUGAGGGUCCAGAUCUUAAAAGACUUUGUGAAGCAGAACUUUCCUUCCUCACAACUACUGGAUUAUGCUUUAGAAGUGGAGAAGAUAACCACCUCCAAAAAGCCCAACCUGAUCUUGAAUGUGGAUGGUUUCAUUGGUGUGGCCUUUGUGGACUUGCUCAGAACUUGUGGAGGAUUUACGAGGUAA